GUCUCAGUGCGCCUGAGGUAGCUGUUCUGAGCGUCACCUCUCCCUCUUCUCUUUCGAUUUUGGAGUGAAAAUGGAGAAACACUGCACGGGCUCACAAGUCAAAGGAGUCAGCACAGGGACCACCAUCCUGGCUGCCACUUUUAAUGGAGGGGUCGUGAUUGGUUCAGAUUCCAGGGCUUCCAUUGGAGGUGAAUAUGUAUCAUCUAAGACAAUCAACAAGGUGAUUCAGGUUCAUGACCGGAUCUUCUGCUGCAUUGCUGGCUCACUUGCAGAUGCUCAGGCCGUCACUAAGGCUGCAAAGUUCCACCUGUCCUUCCACAGUGUCCAGAUGGAGACUUCUCCACUGGUAAUAGCAGCAGCAUCUGUGCUGAAAGAACUGUGUUACAAUAACAAAGACGAGCUGCAGGCUGGCUUCAUCACAGCUGGCUGGGACAGGAAGAAAGGACCACAGGUUUAUGUUGUGUCUCUAGGUGGAAUGUUAGUCGGACAGCCGGUUACCAUCGGUGGCUCAGGCAGCACUUACAUCUACGGCUACGUUGACGCUAAAUACAAACCCAACAUGAGCAGAGAGGAAUGCCUACAGUUUGCCACUAAUGCUCUUGCUCUGGCCAUGGGUAGAGACAACGUCAGCGGAGGCGUGGCUCAUCUGGUGGUGAUCACAGAAACUGGGGUGGAGCAUGUAGUUGUACCUGGUGACAAGCUGCCAAAGUUUCAUGAUGAGUGACCACCUUUAAGCUACCAAUAAAAUUUGAUUUUUUUUUCCAAUAUGGAGUAGUUCUUGAAAACCAUAAACCACAGUUUCAUCACAUAUUUGCUCUGUAGAACUGGGAUGUAACAAAAUAUACAUGCACUCAUCUGAAGAAUAAAUCAGACACAUGAAAAUGAGUUAUUUUGCUGCCAAUGAAAAACUUUGACUAAACUGUUGAGUGCUUCUUAUUAUGGUAAGAUGCACACUAUUUUCCAAAAUUCCACUCUUGACUAUUGAAAUGUAAGUAUAUCCAUCUUAAAGCAAUGUCUCUUUUUGUUUUUUAAUGUGUCAAAACUACAUGUUUUAUGCAGUUUUUUUAAUAUAAUUUGUGGAAAUAUGUUAAAUAAAAAAACCAAAAAAAAACCUAA
Molecule: messenger RNA, 1116 nt
Organism: Epinephelus lanceolatus (giant grouper)
Lineage: Eukaryota; Metazoa; Chordata; Actinopteri; Perciformes; Serranidae
Gene: psmb12
Product: proteasome 20S subunit beta 12
Cellular component (GO): cytoplasm; proteasome core complex
Molecular function (GO): threonine-type endopeptidase activity
Source: RefSeq, a predicted model, not a curated record